GUGACUUAAAAGAAGGAAGAUGAAGCGGAAGAGAGAAGAAAAGGAAGGCAUGGAUAUCGUGUGGCAAACCCCAGCAAAUCCCCCGCACCCGCAAGAUUACAUAUUUCAAAACGGAAUUCGAUUCGUUAAACCAUACUACUUCGAAUUUAUCGCUCAUGUUAAAAAUCGGUGGGCAGGGAAAACCAUUGUAGAUUUGUUCGCUGAGGAGUUUAAAGGUCGACCUUAUGAAUAUUAUGUUAGUGCAGUGAAAUGUGGAAGGAUUCAAGUUGAUGGUGAGAUGGUGCCAGUUUCAUACAUAGUUAAAUCAUCUCAAAAGAUAAGCCAUUUCUUACACAGGCAUGAACCACCUGUGAUGGCUUGUGAUGUACCUAUUCUUCGAAAAGAACCAGAUGUGCUAACUGUUUGUAAGCCAGCCUCUGUUCCUGUGCAUCCAUGCGGUCAGUAUCGUAAGAACACUGUUGUUGGCAUCCUUCAAGCAGAGCAUGGGUUGGCGCCUCUAUUUCCUGUUCAUCGACUGGAUCGUCUUGUCUCAGGACUUCUUAUUUUGGCUAGAAAUGGGUCAAAAGCAGACAAUUUUAGGCAACAGAUUGAAGCUGGCUUAGUCCGGAAACAGUACAUAGCAAAAGUAGUUGGAGAAUUUCCUGAGGAUGAGUUAAUUGUUGAUGCAAAUGUAGACUAUAAUGCUCGAGAAGGAAGGAGCACAGCAGAGGUCAAAGACUCUGCAAAGGGGAAGACUGCCUCUACGAAAUUUACUCGGAUUAGUUCCACUGGUACUCAAAGUGUUGUUUUAUGUGAACCAAUCACUGGACGUACUCAUCAGAUACGCGUUCAUUUACAGUAUUCAGGACACCCAAUAGCCAAUGACAUGCUGUACAUCUCAGAAAAGAUUGUUGAUCGAUCGAUUAAAGGGUCAAGUGCCGAUAGAUCAGCUCGCACAUCUGAUGCUUCUCUAAUAUCAAAUUUUGAUGAAAAAGUGCUCAAUGAAUGUGAAGAAAAUUCCAAUGGGGAUUUUAGCAUUGAUCCCAUGUGUACUAACUGUCCAAAUUUGGCACCCAAAGGAUAUGAUGGCGAUGAGGAAGGUCUAUGGCUACAUUGUAUUCGGUACUCUGGACCUGGAUGGAUGUAUGAAUGCCCAUAUCCUGAUUGGGCGAAGUUUAGCUAGACAACUUAAAUAUAUUUUUCAUGGGACACUUCCAAACAAAUAUACAACAGCGUUUUAUUUGACGUUCAAAUCCAAAAUGCUGCUGGUUGAUCAUAAGAUAUGUAUACAUCGUGGGAGUUUUCCAUGAGUUGGUCCUGCAGGUUAGUGAACAGGUUAGUUAAUCUUCUGUUAUUAAGGGACGCUGGAGAUGAAUAGUCAUUAUUAUUAUUAUUAUUAUUAUUAUUAUUAUUAUUAUUGUUUUUUUAUUCUUUCUCCUAGCGGUGGAAAGGAUGAGGAAGAAACAUCAGAUGUUUUCCAUUUGAAGAUGACUACAUGUUUUGUUAGUGCACAUUUACUACAAUUUUUUGGUCAAACCCAUGUGUUAUUAAAGGGGAAUGCUUUGCAUUUGCCGACA
This is a messenger RNA of Gastrolobium bilobum, 1556 nucleotides long. Its product is annotated as RNA pseudouridine synthase 7. Gene Ontology annotation, molecular function: RNA binding; pseudouridine synthase activity. The record is from RefSeq and is a predicted model, not a curated record. Gene Ontology annotation, biological process: pseudouridine synthesis. Lineage: Eukaryota; Viridiplantae; Streptophyta; Magnoliopsida; Fabales; Fabaceae. The transcript has 12 exons. The coding region runs from base 20 to 1162 and encodes 380 amino acids.